Messenger RNA from Sphaerodactylus townsendi, 5010 nucleotides. It is a transcript of the gene TYRO3, whose product is annotated as TYRO3 protein tyrosine kinase. The record is from RefSeq and is a predicted model, not a curated record. NCBI's taxonomy places the organism in Eukaryota, Metazoa, Chordata, Lepidosauria, Squamata, Sphaerodactylidae. Gene Ontology annotation, biological process: nervous system development; protein phosphorylation; cell surface receptor protein tyrosine kinase signaling pathway. Gene Ontology annotation, molecular function: protein binding; transmembrane receptor protein tyrosine kinase activity; ATP binding. Gene Ontology annotation, cellular component: signaling receptor complex.
GGCGUUCAGGAAAACAGGAUACUAAAUAGGUACGAUAAAUAUUAAUGAGAUUGCUGAUGUCACGAGAAAACGGGGUUCCGCCGCCCCCCGCCCCCCACCCCAAAGAGCCAUUUGCUGGAAGGGAAGAAAGAAGGAAGGCCGAAGAGAUGGAGAAGCGCCCAAGGGAGCCGUGGCGCCAGCGACAGAAAGGGGGUGCUCCGAGCCCGGGAAAGGCCCGCGCGGCUUGAUCGCUGCGCGCACCGGGUCGUGCUGCGGGAGGCCGGCAGGGGGAGGACCUUCCCAGCGUUGGUUGCCUCGACGAGACCGGAGUGCGAGCGGUGGGCAGAGGUGGAAGGGCCAGCCCAGCGUUUUGUGCAGUUCCUGAAUCUUCCACAUCAGGCGGCCGCUUUCUUCGCAGGUCUCCGGCGCGUUUGUGCAAAGGAGCCGCAGUCUCUGGAGGAAGCCCCUCGGUUCAGAGCAUCGCUUUGGAUCCUCCCCACUUUCGCUCCCCCCCCCCCCGGCUUUGCCAUUAGACUCUCCUUUUUCUUCCUUUCCCCCCUCCGCCCCCCGCGGUGUGUUUUGUUGUAAAGCGGGGAGAGGCAACCGGUUUGGAGGUGUCGGGGAGGAUGGUGAAGAUGAUGAUGUGGAAGAGAUGGAGAUGAAGCCGAAUAUGCGGAUCCGGGGACUCCUGUUGCUGCUACUGCCGCCACUAUGGGCUGUGCUGCUCCGGGACGUCGCGGCUGUAACAGAGAAGGGAGGUUGCUUUCUUCUAGGCACAAAAGAUACUGGAAUGCCAAUCAAGCUGAAAGUAUCACAGGGGCAGCCUGUGAAACUGAACUGCAGCCUCGAAGGAAUGGAAGACCCAGAGAUGCUGUGGAUCAAGGAUGGAGCUGUGGUCCAGAGCGUAGACCAGGUGUACAUUCCAGUAGAUGAAGAACACUGGAUUGGAUUCCUCAGCUUGAAAUCCGUAGAUCGAGCAGACUCAGGAAAAUACUGGUGCCAAAUUGAGACCAAAGGGAAGAAAAAAGAAUCACAGCAAGUGUGGCUCAUUGUGGAAGGCGUUCCCUACUUCACCAGUGAGCCUGAAGAUCUGUCUGUUGUCCCUAAUGCUCCCUUUCAUAUGACCUGUGCUGCAGCUGGUCCACCUGAGCCAGUUACAAUUGUCUGGUGGAUGGGCGAUUCCAGAGUUGGGCAUCCUGACAUCUCCCCCUCCAUUCUCAAUGUGUCAGGUAUUAAUCAAAGCACAGUUUUCUCUUGUGAAGCCCACAACAUAAAAGGACUGUCUUCAUCUCGGACGGCCACUGUGCAAAUAAAAGCUGUCCCCUUUCCACCUCUCAAUGUGACUGUAUCCCGAAUCACCAGCAACAAUGCCAGUGUCACUUGGGUGCCUGGAUUCGAUGGCCUUUCCCCACUUCGUUCUUGUACAGUUCAGGUGGCUGAGCCACAAGAAGAGGAGGAAGUUUCCAUGGAAGUUGUCCCUGUCCCAUCCUUUACCUGUGGUUUACCUGGUUUAAAGCACUCGACCAAUUAUAGUGCCCGGGUCAAAUGUACAAAUGAAAUAGGGAGUUCAUCUUUUACAGACUGGGUCUAUUUUCAGACCUUGGGUUUAGCUCCAAAUAGUAUUCCACAAAAUGUGCAUGUCAUCCAGAGAGAUUCCUGUUUGAUUUUGGAAUGGGAAACAGUGGCUCCAGAAGUGCUUAGAGAUGGUGCUGUAGGAUAUAAGUUGGAAUGGAUUCAAGAUAACAUAACACAGGGGGAAAUGGUUGUACAGGAGACAAAAGCUAACCUUACUAUGUGGAAUCCCCUAAAAGAUCUUAUCAUAAGAGUGUGCAUGCUCAACCUGGCUGGUUGUGGACCUUGGAGUGAGCCUUUACUGGUUACAGCCCAAGAUUUAAUAGGAGGACAGAGACAAGUUCGCUAUGGUACAUCCUGGGUCCCAGUGGUACUAGGAAUUCUUACUGCACUUGUUACAACUGUUGCCUUGGCACUAAUCCUCUUACGGAAAAGAAGAAAAGAAACUCAUUUUGGUCAUGCUUUUGGCAGCAUGGUGGGAGGGGAUCCUGUGGUCCAUUUCAGAGCAGUGCGAUCUUUCAACAGAGAAGGUCCAGAGCUUAUCGAGGCAACAUUGGACAGUAUAGGAAUCAGUGAUGACUUGAAGACCAAACUGAAGGAUGUCCUGAUCCAGGAGCAGCAGUUUACUCUGGGAAGAAUGCUAGGCAAGGGUGAGUCACAAGUCAAGAACCUGCCUCUUCAGACUCUUUUAAAGUUUAUGAUCGAUAUUGCCAGUGGCAUGGAGUACCUGAGCUCCAAAAACUUCAUUCACAGGGACUUAGCAGCUCGGAACUGCAUGCUGGAUGAAAAUAUGAACGUGUGUGUUGCUGAUUUUGGCCUCUCAAAGAAAAUCUACAGUGGAGAUUAUUACCGUCAGGGUUGUGCUUCUAAGCUACCAGUGAAGUGGCUUGCACUAGAAAGCCUGGCAGACAAUCUCUACACAACACACAGCGAUGUGUGGGCAUUUGGUGUGACUAUGUGGGAAAUCGUGACUCGAGGGCAAACUCCUUAUGCAGGCAUUGAGAAUGCAGAAAUUUACAACUACCUCAUCAGUGGAAACAGACUGAAGCAACCGCCAGAGUGCCUGGAAGAUGUCUACGAUCUCAUGUGCAGAUGCUGGCAAUCAGAACCCAAGCUACGCCCAAGCUUUGGAGCCCUGAAAUUACAACUGGAAAUGAUCCUGGCCAGACUGACAUUGCUCUCUUCCAGCCAGGAUCCUCUGUAUGUCAACAUCAGGAAGCCACAAGAAGCUUCUAGGAAAACUCCCACAACUGACUGUCCCUUUGGAACUUCAGACAGAGAAGUGGACAUUGCAGGAGCAGUGGACAUUGCAGGAGCAGCUGCUGCGGUCACUAGUGACUAUCGUUACAUCUUGAGCCCCUUGUGCCUUGGGAAUGAUGGUGAAAGAGAAGGACACCCAGAUGGAUUAGAAGGGGAGGCCAGGAGCCUUCUUUAUGAUUUGGAGAUGGGAGCAAAACCAUGUUAGUUUGAAAGAAAAAAGACAUUUUUGACUCCUCCAAUAAGAUGGUUUUUUUCUAUGGUGACAUGGCACCACUUUAUAUAAAACAGUUUGAAGCAGCAUAGGUAGCUAUCAUGUGGGCUCAUUCUGUAGCUGCCUACAGCUGUUUGGUUGUUAUGGCUGAUAUUCAAAAGGGUUGUGAGUUCUUCUGACCAUUUCUUGGCCUUCUGAUGGGAGGCUCAACAGUGAAAGCCCCCAGCUAUUACAGCCAGUGAAUGCUAAUUUGUUCACAGAUUUCUCACCAAGUACCGGAGUCAAGUGGGAUGAUAGUCAGUAUUCUGUUUCUUGUAGGAUUUUUUCCCCCAGCUCUAGGCAAACAAGAUUGGGACCAGAAUAUCUGGAAAUUAUUAUCUGGCAGGUAUUCAUAUUGAUUUAUAUUCUCCUUCAGGGCAUGGGGGGAGCCUCCCUUAGCAGUACUGCCUAGCCCUCUUGUCUACCUCAGUGGUUCUGAAACAAUGGGAUCUGUAUGGCUGUUUCUGUACAAUGAAGAAACAUUCUGCUCUUUUCUCAGUGGUGUUUUGUGGAAGGAAUAGGUGUCCUCCAGCCUUACUAAACAACAAAAUGUCAGCCCCACACUCCACAGGGUUUGCACAUCCUCACUUUCUGUACUUUACCUUUGACAUAGAAUUGGUUUUGAUGAAAUCUGCCAUUGAGAGCAAAAUUGUGAGUGUGUCAAAUGCAGGUGAUCAUUAACCAAGAUCCAAAUAGAUUCUAAAAUAACAGGGGAGAUAAAACUGGCACUGUGUGGAAUAAAUUGAUAACUAAAUAAUGUAAAGCAAAAUGAAUAUGCAAAAAGAGGUCUGUAGUGAGUUUAGGAAACAGCAUUAUCGUAAAAACAUUUCCUUAUUUUCUUUUUUGUUGGUCUGUCCUGCUGCCUUGGUAAACUGACAUCAUGAGAAAAAUCAGAUGCCAAUGAGAUGCUUUCUCCAUGAAGAAACGGUUUGAGAAUCACUGGUUUUCCAGAUUAGAGGCUCCUCCGGCAUUCUGUGCUUUAUAACAUAAUGUCACCUAUUUUGGGCAACAUUCCAAAGUGAUAGCUCUAAUUUUUAAGUUCUAAUUUUUCAGAUCAACCCAUGUGGUGAACUGGAAAUAACUCAUGCUUUUUUAAAAAAAAAUUACAUGUGCAAAUUAAUGUUUUCCUACAGCUGUUUCUAACAUAGAACAUGACACCUUCAUUGCCAUGUCUUCAGCCUGCCUGGGGGACUGCACAGACACAGGGCAGUUGCAGAGAUCUGAACAAAAGACUUCUAGAAGCUUUUGAGCGCUUGGCUCAUUCUCUCCUCUCCCUUCUGGAGCCAAGAGUGGGCUGAUUUCCCACCCAGUCACAUGAAAGUGAGCAGACAGAGUAUUCCUCCCCCAGUUCUCUCUUUGCCAUCAUGGAGAGAUGACCUGCUUUGCUGGGCGCUUUAGUUUUACCUCAGCAUUUUUUCUUCCUUGAUGAUGGCUUUGUUCAAGAAGUUUCAAAAAGUGGCACAAAGAUGACUCAGAACAGUGAGCAUGAAGAAUGUUUCUUCUGUCUCGAUGAGACUCAUGUCUUGGAUACAUGCCCGUCUUGUCACUUUUUCACUCCAAAGGCCAGGCACAAAUGGGCUUGAGGCUUAAGACUGCUCUGUGGGAAAAGUCUUUAACUUCAAUGGAUAUUCCCUCCACUAAGUCUUCGAAGAGGACAUGUAUCCCUUGGCGUCUUCGGUCCCUAUGAUUCUGUCUGGGCACUCUUCUGAUGCUGCUUUACUGGGCACAAGGGCUGCCUCAAAGUCCUCAUUUAAAAGGCCAAAAAGAAGGUAAAAAUACCUCAGACCAAACCACUAGUUAGCCAACCUCAGGACUCAUAGCUGUUGCAUCCACAGCCAAAUUCCCCGGUUUGUCCAUGGGACAUCUCUUGAUGUCAAGGAUUGAUGCCAACAUGCCAGUCUGACUCUCUGGUUCAUCAGUCUGAUACUUUUUCUUGCCACGGAGAACCU